Molecule: messenger RNA, 2793 nt
Organism: Porites evermanni
Lineage: Eukaryota; Metazoa; Cnidaria; Anthozoa; Scleractinia; Poritidae
Source: the annotation of a GenBank genome assembly
AUGUCAACAGAAGAUAAAGACAUAUGUGGACUUGAAGACUGGGUCCCUAUUCCAGUUAACGAUUCGACCACCUCGAUAACUGACCUUGCAGUCGCUGUUUCGAACAUACCAUUCGGUAUCUUCGCCUUUCUUACCAACCUUGCAAUCAUUGUGACUGUAAUCAAAACACCAUCUCUGCAAAGGUCUUCAAACAUUCUGCUAUGCAACCUGGCUACCGCAAACUGUUUGGCGGGCGUAACAGUUCAACCAAUAUUCGCUGUAUGGUGGAUAAACGUCCAGUAUGUCCAAAACACCUGUUCUUCUCAGCAGCAACUUAGCACUGCUUUUAGUGUGUCCAAUAUCUUGAUGACAGGGUUAUCGUUUACAAACUUGGCAGUCAUCAGCGCCGAUCGCUGUUACGCUGUGUCCAGGCCUUUCGCCCAUCGCGCAAAAGUCACGAAGGAAGGUAAAAAAUAGUAUUAUUAUUUCGACAUAUAUUUAUUUAUUUGCUUAUUGUGACAGGACGCUGUGUGCAAAGUCUCCAGUACAGCCAUGACCAACCGGACGACAGGUCGAGCGCGUUGUGGAUUCAUACUUCUACCUCUGCGGCUACAAGUAGCUGCAUCACCAUGAGUUACUUAUUUGCAAAAAAAAAUUAACCGACCACCCCAAAAGAGAGAUUAACGGCUGUUGAAACUGAAAAAAGCAAGCCUGCUAAGAAAAACAAUUUAGCUCUAAAGUAAAAUUAAUAUCUGAACCAGUAACAGUAAAUAUAAGCAACGAAAAGUAUUACUAUUUGCAAAAGCAAAAGUAUAGGGAAAAAGCAAAACAGAACAAAAAUAAAGAAGACAGUAACUCAGGACAGAAAAAUUCGAAUUAAGUUGGACUCACUGAAAAUAUUGCGAUGUUUUGAAAUUGUUACGACAGAACCCGGAAAUCGAUCACGAUGCUUACGGUGCUUGAUUGUGAUAUUGCUUAGGAUCACUAACUGAAGCAAGGAAGCUCCCCGGAGGAAUCUGGCAGCGGGCCGGGAAAAAGAAGGAGUCAGCUUGCAACAACGUCUCUGGAAUUUGAAUUCUGCCUCCAAUUCCCCUGUGGCUCCCCGUCGACUGAACUGUCAGAUUUCCGCCAAUCAGCGCGAAGCGGAAACGAGCCCGAAUGUACACAAACAUUGAAAAGCACGUAAUAGUACGCGCCAAGGGUAGUGACGUCAUUACUGAUGUCAUCUCCGCGGACAAUCAGCAUUUCGCAUCGACUUUUUCGAUGCAGAUACUCAAAUUCCAGAGACGUAGUUGCAAGCUCUCCGUCCUUUUCCCGCCCCGCUGCCACAGCGCCACGGAGACCUUGUUUGCGGGCUAAAGUCAGGCCAAUUUAUGCUGUUCGACCUAGCCACCGUAAAAAAUAAAUUAUACAGCGAUGGUUCAAACGCAAAUUAAUACGUCUCUUUUACCGUUCAGUUUUUUGAACUUGUAGAGAGAGCGGACCUUGCUAUGUUUGCAACAAGCCCAGCCUUUCUCCUUCUAUCGGCUCUGUCUUCCCCAGAGUUUUAAAAACUUUCCUCUACAAGCAUCAGAAUCCCUAGAAGCCUAUAUUGCCUAGAACUAAAAUAAUACAGAACGUUUUUAAACAAAUUUCGUUGAAAGAUUCUACUUUAAGUAUAUAUGAUUAAGUAGUUUCAUCAAAUCUUGACAUUUUAAAUCGAUCAUAAGUAUUACAUGAAUGAUAUUACACAGUGGUGACGAGAAGAAAUGAAUUUUUUUCUUGAGUGGCAAAAACAAUCUCACUCCAUUUUCUCUGAGUUCACUCGUGAAUUAGUUAAUAAUUUAUCAGUAAAUGGGCCAUUUCCGAGUUACCCCAAGCCUCUGUUUCACAGAGAGGUGAAGUACAAAGCCAUUGAUAUUAUUAUUAUUAUUAUUAUUAUUAUUAUUAUUAUUAUUUUAUUAUCAUUAUUUUAUUAUUAUCAUUAUCAUCAUUAUUAAUUAUUAUUAUUAUUAUUAUUAAUUAUUAUUAUUAUUAUUAUUAUCAUCAUUACUAUUAUUUCUUGUUAUUCUCCUGCAAAUGAAACUCAUGUUCACAAGAAAGGUUUUGCACCUAACCUCGCUUUAAAAGUGAGAGUUCUUUGAACUCGGAAAUAGCCUAUUCAAGGUACACGUAAAUAAAUAUUUUUUAAACAUUGAUUUAAAUGUUCAAUUAGAAUAAAUAUUUGUUUAUUUUUUAACACAGACAUAGUCAUAAUGAUAACAAUCUUACCAGUCAAAACUAGAAAGAAAAACUUAGAAUCUUAGGGAACAGCAUUAAAGCUUUAUGUUUUAAGACACAAAGUUUAAAGAAUUUAUCUCCACAUUUUCAGGUGUCACAAAGAUUGCUGUCACCACUUCAUUGGGCUGGACCGCUUUAACGUUACUUUGCAUGUUAAUUUUACCUUCAAAUCUGGGUUUCUUUAUUAUGUUAUCACUUGGUAUAUUAGUUAAUACUUUGCUAAUAGGCAACCACAUUGGGAUGUUAUUAGCCAUUCGAAAACACAAUCGUCAGGUAGCAGAUGCUGUUUCGGCUCCACAGCAGCAGUUGUCAGUAGUACUAAAACGCGAGAAGAAAGUAGCUAUGGAUAUGUUUAUUGUCCUUGUAAUUCUCGUAAUUUGUGUCCUUCCAAAAUUGACGGUCACCAUUUUCUAUCAGUCUCUCGGCAGCCUAUAUAACUCUUUGUAUCUGUGGUCCACAACUUUCUCACUGUUGAACUCAUGCAUAAAUCCAGUUUUUUACCUGUGGAGGUACUCUGACCUCAGAGAUUCUCUGAGAUCCAUGAUUUAUUAUUAG